This is a messenger RNA of Canis lupus familiaris (dog), 10497 nucleotides long. Its product is annotated as zinc finger protein 420-like. Gene Ontology annotation, biological process: negative regulation of transcription by RNA polymerase II. NCBI's taxonomy places the organism in Eukaryota, Metazoa, Chordata, Mammalia, Carnivora, Canidae. The record is from RefSeq and is a predicted model, not a curated record. Gene Ontology annotation, molecular function: DNA-binding transcription repressor activity, RNA polymerase II-specific.
GUCUUGUGUGGAAGCCAGACUUCGUCAUUUUCUUGGUGGAAGAGAAGCAGCUCUGGGAUGUGAAGAGAAAGGAGACAGUACCCUUCCAUCCAGCUGUGAUUUCUCCAUGAAUCUCUUCUGAGAAAGAAAUCUAGAGGACGAAGUGAAAGAAGAAGAAAUGGCCAGUUCUCAGGGACUGCUGACAUUCAGGGAUGUGGCCAUAGAAUUCUCUCAGGAGGAGUGGGGAUGCCUGAACCACACUCAGCGGGAACUGUACAGGGAUGUGAUGUUAGAGAACUACGGACACCUCCUCUUCUUGGGUCUUGUUGUAUGGAAGCCAGAUCUGGUCAUCUUUUUGGAACAAGAGAAGGAGCUCUGGGAUGUGAAGAGAAAGGAGACCAUAGACUUCCACCCAGCAGUAUCUUCAAGUGGCACCCAGAGCUUCCUGCCAACAUUGUGCAUAGAAGCUUCUUUCCAAAAUGUGGCAGUGCAUAGAUAUAAACAUAGUGCCCUUGAGAAUUUACACUUCAUGGUAGACUGUAACAAAGAUGGGGAGAGUGAAGAGCACCAAAUAUAUCAUGAAGGACGUAUCCAAACUGAGACAACUGCGCAUAAUAUGAAUAUCACUGCCCAAGAUGGUGAAGGAUAUAAAACAUUUUGGAAAACCUCCCUUCUUAAGUCUGCCUCUUCUGCAAAGCAGUGUGUUUCUAUAAGCACAGCCUCAAAUCAAAUGAUUAAACAUACAUAUUUGCAGAAUGAAAAGUUAGAAAAUCUGGAAAGUUGCCUAGUCCAUGCUGAAAAUAAUUACUUCAACCAUUUUGAAAGUAGGAUUGGAUUGACCUUUGAGUCAAAUAUUUCUGAAAAUCAGAGAUUUAAGAAUGAAGAAAAUUCUGAAUGGGAUUCAUUUGAGAGGUCCUUCACUGAAGAGUUAACCCUACAAAAUUACCAGAGUAUUUUCAAUGAAAAUGGAAUUGCUCAAUGCAGUGAAUCUGAGAAAAAAUUUAACCCAGGUUCAGAUGUUAAUACAUGUCUGAGGACUCAUUUUCCAGAGACUCAUUAUGAAUAUGAUAAAUGUGUGGAAGUCUUUUAUCAAAGCUCCAACCUUAUUAUACAUAAUAGUAUCCCUAUGGAAGAGAAUCCUUUUAAGUUUAAUGAAUGUGAGAAAGCUCUUAACCAGUCCUCCAGUGUAGGUGAUUAUCAGAGAAUUCAUGUGGGAAAAAACUCUUAUAGAUGUUAUAAACCUGGGAACAUGUUUAGUCAGUCUUCAAGAGUAAACAUACAUAACACAAUCGGUACUGACCAGAAAAGUUACAUUUGUAAGGAAUGUGGCAAAGCCUUUGACUGGCAUUCAACAGUGUGUCAACAUCAGCCUAUGUAUAUUGGAGGGAAACCUUACAAAUAUGAAGAAUGUGGCAAGGUUUUUAUCCACCACUCACACUUUACUCAACACGACAGAAUUCGUACUGGAGAGAAAAUCUACCAAUGCAAAGAAUGUGGCAAGUCCUUUAACCAUCACUCAAAUCUUAGUCGACAUUACAGAAUUCAUACUGGAGAGAAACCUUACCAAUGUAAAGAAUGUGGCAUGGCCUUCAACCAGCACUCAGUUCUUACUCGACAUCACAGAAUUCAUACUGGAGAGAAACCUUACCAAUGUAAAGAAUGUGGCAAGGCCUUUAACCAGCACUCAAACCUUACUCAACAUCACAGAAUUCAUACUAGAGAGAAACCAUACCAAUGUAAAGAAUGUGGCCAGGUCUUUAACCAUCACUCAAGCCUUACUCAACAUCACAGAAUUCAUAGUGGAGAGAAACCUUACCAAUGUAAAGAAUGUGGCCAGGCCUUUAACCAGCACUCAAACCUUACUCGACAUCACAGAAUUCACACUGGAGAGAAACCUUACCAAUGUAAAGAAUGUGGCAAGGCCUUUAACCAGCACUCAAAACUUACUGAACAUCACAGAAUUCAUACCGGAGAGAAACCAUUUAUAUGUACAGAAUGUGGCCAAGCCUUUAACCGACACUCCCAUCUUACUCGACAUCACAGAAUUCAUACUGGAGAAAAACCUUACCAAUGUAAAGAAUGUGGCAAGGCCUUUAACCAGCACUCAAAACUUACCGAACAUCACAGAAUUCAUACUGGAGAGAAACCUUACAUAUGCAAAGAAUGUGGUAAGGCUUUUAACCGGCACUCACACCUGACUCGACAUCACAGAAUUCAUGUUGGACAGAAACCUUACACAUGUAAGGAAUGUGGCCACACCUUUAUCCAGCACUCACACCUAAGUCAACAUCACAGAAUUCAUACUUGAAGGAAACCUUAUGAAAGUGAAGAAUGUGGGAAGGCCUUUAAUCACUCUUCAAUCUUUACUCAUUAUCCAGAAUUCACAGUGGCAAACUCUACAAUGUUAAAGAAUGUGAGAAAACUCCUAAGGACGACUCACCCCUUAUUCUACAUCAGAGACUUCAUAUUGGAGAGUAACCAUAAAGUUGUAAAUAAUGUGGAAAGGUUUUUAAGCAAUGCUCAUUCCUUAUCAGAGAAUGUAUAUCAGAGAAGAUUUUGCCAAAAUGAUGAAUUUGGCAAGCCCUUUACUCAGAGGUCAAGUUUUAUGAGAACGAACCUACACUUCCCACUGGGGUCUGCCUGGGAGAUCGCGGGACCCCUUCCGGACCCCAUGGGGCCCGGCACUGCAGCGGGGAAGACAAAGGCUGAGAAUGGGUGGCAGGUCCACCGUGUACAAAGGGGACAGGCGGGGACGAGAGAGCAGCAGGGCCUGACUUGGGCUGCGGGGUGUAGACGGAGGUCUGCGGAGCAAAGCAGAGAAGUGCUCGUCGCUUUUACAAACUGGGCGUCCAGGCGGGCGGGAGGGGCCGCGGGCGCCCAGGCCCGGGAGCUCGGGAGCUCGGGAGCUCGGGAGCUCGGGAGCUCGGGAGCUCGGGAGCUCGGGAGCUCGGGAGCUCGGGAGCUCGGGAGCUCGGGAGCUCGGGAGCUCGGGAGCUCGGGAGCUCGGGAGCUCGGGAGCUCGGGAGCUCGGGAGCUCGGGAGCUCGGGAGCUCGGGAGCUCGGGAGCUCGGGAGCUCGGGAGCUCGGGAGCUCGGGAGCUCGGGAGCUCGGGAGCUCGGGAGCUCGGGCCCGCUCCGCCCCCGCGUCCUGCAGGCUGGGUCCGCGGCGCGGGGGCGCGCGGCCGGAAGCCCUGGUGGCCGCGUCGGCGCGGCGCCACGUCCUCGAGGGCCUCCAGGAUGGUCCGGCGCUGCUCGGGCCUGACGUCCACGCGGAGGGGAUGCGCCUGCAGGACGCGCCGCCGGACCGUGCUGCCCCCCGGCGUGGCCACCAGGGGCUGCUGACAUUCAGGGAUGUGGCCAUAGAAUUCUCUCAGGAGGAGUGGGGAUGCCUGAACCACACUCAGCGGGAACUGUACAGGGAUGUGAUGUUAGAGAACUAUGGAAACCUUCUCUUCUUGGGCCUCAUUGUGUCAAAGCCAGACCUCGUCUCCUUUUUGGAGCAAAAGAAGGAGCCUUGGAGUGUGAAGAGAAAGAAGAGAGUAACCAUCCAUCCAGCCAUAUCUUCUCGUGACACCCAGAGCUUGCUGUCAAAGCCAAGCAUCAAAGCUUCUUUCCAAAGAGUGUCAAUGGGUAGAUUAAAAAAUAAUGCCCUUGAGAAUUUACACUUCAUGACAGACUGGGACAAUGAUGGAGAGAGUGAAGGGCAUCAAAGGCAUCAUGAAGGCCACAACCAAACUGAGACAUCUGCCCAUAAUAAGAAUCUCCCUGCCAAAAAUGGUGAAGGAUAUAGAGCAUUUUCAGUAACCUCCCUUUUUAAGUCUGCUACUUCCACAAAGCAGUGUGUUUCUGAAAACAAAAACUCAAAUCAAAUAUUCAAACUUACAUAUUUAGGGAACGACGACAGUUUGGAAAAUCUGGGAAGUUACCUAGUCCAUGCUGAAAAUAAUUAUUUGAACCAUUGUGAAAAAAGAAUUGGAUUGACUAUUCAGUCAAAUAUUUCUAAAAAUCAGAGAUUUAAAAAUGAAGAACAAAGUGCUAAACAGGAUCCAUUUGAGAGGUGUUUCACUAAGGAGUCGACCCUACAAAAUUACCAGAGCCUUUUCAAUGGAGACAGAGUUGCUCAAUGCAGUGAAUCUGAGAAAACAUUUAACCAGGGCUCCAAUGUUAGUCGAUGUGUGAGGACUCAGUUUCUAGGGAACCAUCAUGAGUGUAGUAAAUUUGGGGAAGUCUUUUAUCAAAACUCUAACCUUAGUAUACAUAAUAGUAUGAAUACAGGAGAGAAUCCUCAUAAUGAAUGUGUGAGUGCUCUUAACCAGUCCUCCAAUGUUGAUGAUCAACAGAGAAUUCAUGUGGGAAAAAAUCCAUUCAGGUGUAAUAAACCUGGGAACAUGUUUUGUCAAGCAUCAAGGCUAAGUAUACAUAAGACAGUCCAUACUGGAGAGAAAAGUGACAUUUGUAAGGAAUGUGGCAAAGAUUUUGACUUGGACUCAGUACUACCUCAACGUCACGGAAUGCGUACUGGAGAGAAACCAUACAAAUGUGAAGAAUGUGGUAAAACGUUUAAGGUCUGCUCAUCCCUAAAUAGACAUAGGCGAAUCCAUACUGGAGAGAAACCUUACAAAUGUGAAGAAUGUGGCAAGGCCUUUAACAGGCACUCAAGUCUUACUCUACAUUCCAGAAUUCAUAAUGGAGAAAAACCUUACAAAUGUGAAGAAUGUGGCAAGGCCUUUAUCCAGUGCUCACACCUUAUUAGUCAUCGCAGAAUUCAUACUGGAGAGAAACCUUACAAAUGUAAAGAAUGUGGCAAGGCCUUUAACACUCAUUCAGGUCUUAUUCAACAUCACAGAAUUCAUACUGCAGAGAAACCUUAUAAAUGUAAAGAAUGUGGCAAGGCCUUUAAACAUGACUCAAGCCUUACUCAGCAUCACAGAAUUCAUACUGGAGAGAAACCUUACAAAUGUAAAGAAUGUGGCAAAGCCUUUAACCAGCGCUCUCACCUCUCUAAACAUCACAGAAUUCAUAUUAUAGGAGAACCUUACAAAUGUAAAGAAUGUGGCAGGGCCUUUACACAGCACUCAAGCCUUACUCGACAUCACAGAAUUCAUACUGGUGAGAAACCUCACAAAUGUGAGGAAUGUGGCAAGGCCUUUAAUAGGCAUUCAUAUCUUACUCAACAUCACAUAAUUCACACUGGAGAGAAACCUUACAAAUGUAAAGAAUGUGGCAAGGCCUUUAACCAGCAUUCAAGCCUUACUAACCAUCACAGAAUUCAUACUGAAGAGAAACCUUACAAAUGUAAAGAAUGUGGCAAGGCCUUUAAACAUGAUUCUACCCUUACUCAGCAUUACAGAAUUCAUACUGGAGAGAAACCUUACAAAUGUAAAGAAUGUGGCAAGGCCUUUAUCCAGCACUCACAACUUAUUAGUCAUCAUAGAAUUCACACUGGAGAGAAACCUUACAAAUGUAAAGAAUGUGGCAAGGCCUUUAACCACCACUCAAGCCUUACUCAUCAUCACAGAAUUCAUACUGGAGAGAAACCCUAUAAAUGUAAAGAUUGUGGCAAGGCCUUUAACCAGCACUCAAGACUUACUCGACAUUACAGAAUUCAUACUGGAGAGAAACCUUACCAAUGUAAAGAAUGUGGUCGAGCUUUUAUCCAGCACUCCCACCUUACUAGUCAUCACAGAAUUCAUGCUAGAGAAAAACCUAACAAAUGUAAGGAACGUGGUGAGGCCUUUAAUCACCUUUCAACCUUUACUCAUUAUCAAAGAAGUCAUACUAGAGCAAAGCUUCAAAGUUUUAGGAUUGUGAGAAAAAAAAUUUUUUAAGUUCUUUUAAGCAACAAGAAUCUAGACUUGAACGGAAAAUGAUCAAGAUUCUUUUCUUUUACACUAAUUUAUCCCUUCUUAAGACAUUGUCCUACAUCUAAAACUAUAUACAACAAAAUUAUAUAAAUAUUCCUUGAUUUUACAAUGAUAAAUGAAAAAAAUUAUCCAAUCUAACAAGGUAUGCAAUGUUCUUUUAUAGUUGUUGUCAAACUGUGAGAGCAAAGUAACUCAUGGAAUGUAAAGAUAAGAGCUGAAUAAUCACAGCAUUAAUGGAAAAGAGUAUUUUCACAGAACCACUCUUUCCCCCUCAUCCUGUCUCCUCUUAAUGUUGAUCAAACUGUACCAUUGGCCAUUUAGUUUUUGGGGUUUUUUUUAGGUUUUCUUUUUAGUUUUUUUUUUUUUUUUUUUUUUUAAGCCAUAUGCUUGUGCAGAGACACAGUUAUCUUAUGUCCAAUAAAGGAAUGGGGAAGGAAAAAAUGAAAGAACAGAGGAAACCCCUUCUUGGUCUGGAGGGGCAGAGUUGUUAAGUGUCAGGUUCCCUUUCUAGUAGACACCUCUCUGGUGCUGGACCCAUCAGUUGUAUCUUUCUCCUCCGUUUUCCAGCUGUGCAGGUGUGUCUUUUUCCUUUAUUGGAUGCCCAUCAAAUCAUGUGUCCUAUUGCAUUGACAAACCUUAUUGUUCACAAUAGUUUUUCAUUAGUUUAUUACAUGCGGCAUACACUUCUUCAUCUUUAACUGGACUACAAAGCAAUCCUGCCCCAUCACCUUCAAAUUAAUAUGAUCAUUGUUCUCAGUCUUGAUUCCUUCAUUGGGUAUUUCUUCGGCCAUUGAGAGUGCCAGCAUCUCCUCAGCUGCCUCUUCUCAGAACUAUUGGGUCCCCAAUGACAGUACACAAAUAGCAGAAGUGGCUGAAGAAGCAACUAUGAGAGGAUUUGUAAGUACUGCUCUACUCUUACUCCACAUUAGGUAAUUCAUAACAGAGAGUAAUGAAAUAUGUGUAAAGAAUGUGGCAAGGCCUUUCAACAAUGGCAAACCAUGAUUCCUGAUCAGAAAAUGUAUAGCGGAGAGGAUUUUACAGAUACCACAGAAUUGGCAAGCACACUAACCAGUACUCAAGCCUUACCAUCUGAGGAAAAUCAUUACAACAUCACUACAUCUAGAUAAACCUCUAGAUAGAACUCUGGACUUUUCAACAUCAUAGCUAUCAUACAAUAUAGAAACCAUAAAGUGUAAAAGUUGCAGUUCCUUUAACUGGAAUUCAGUCCUGAAUCAAUAUCCCAAAAUGCGUACUAGAAUCAAAACCUACAAAGAGAUGAAUGAGGAAAGAACUUGUUUUUAUAUAUAGACUUUAGAAAACAUCAGAGAUUACAGAAAGGAAAGGAAGUUGAAAGACAUAAAUAUUUAGAAAUGUACUUAUUGCACAUCAAAUGUCAAUAAAUGUCACAAAUUAAUAGAAAGCAGUAUAUAAGUUACCCUUUUUAGACCGUACUCUACAUCAAAUACUUACAAGGAAUAGUACAAAGUUAAAUGUGAGGAUAAUGUAUUAUGCUUCAAAAGAUACAAGGGAUGGAUUUUUGCAAAGGUAUAAUUUCGAUGUGCUUGUUUUACACUGACCCUGUGUGAGCUAGGUGACUAGUACAUAUUAAUGCAUUUUGUACUUUAGAAAAUUCAUGGAUGCCUAGUUGGUAUAUGAAAUUAUGUGGCUGACUUGCUGCAUCAAAGAUGAGAUGCCCUUCUUCCUUAGGUGGGUCUCAUGCAGACCUCAUUUCCCAUUGAAGAUGAACAACAACAUGAUUUAGAAUAUAUGAAGAAGAUCUAAAUGAAGAUGCUGUUCAUGGUUAUAACAUUAAUGUAAGUUACCAUGAAAUAAGUUUUCAGAAUAUCAUUCUCCAUUCAUUAAAACUAAAAAACUUUGUGGAUAGUUUAAAUAAAAUGGUUUGCUAGUUGGUGUUUAAGGACAAAGAGGUGGCAGUCCUGUAAAAUACUGACGAAUCUUGAUAAUAGCAAUGGUUAUAAGUUGAAUUCUCAACAUCAGGUGGUGUGGUUCCAAUGAGGAAAUCAGCACAGAUACCACAAAGAGAAUAGAUAAGUCUUCCCUAUGAUGGCAUACAGAUGGAAAUUCAUAUUUCUUCAGAGUUCUCUCAAGCUUGAAAAAGUUUUAUAUGGAAAUUAAGCGGUUAACAAGUUAAAAUCAACUGUUAAGCCUCUUGGUAACCAGAGAUUAAAAACCUGUAGUCAAUACAUAAUAGAUAGGGAGAAAAUAAUGGAAGUAUACACCCACAGAAAAUCACCAAAUCACAAAGAUGAAGAUGAGAGCAAGUAUUUCUAAAACAGGAAACGAAAGAAUGACAACAGUAACUCCAUACUUUAAUCUCUACUUACUUUAAAUAUAAAGGGACUAAAUUCUCCAAUUAAAAGGUAUGCCUGAAUGGAAAGAAAUAGAAGACCCAAGUAUAUUUUCCUUCAGUCUUAAGAACACACUCAGACAGAAAGUGCAGGUGUGAAAAAAGAUAUACCAUGCAAAUAGAAACCAGAUGAAAUGAGGAUGGGUAUGCUUACAUCAAUCAAAGUAGACUUUAAGUCAAAGACUAGUAAGACACUGCACGGGUCAUUAUAAAAUAAAGGGGUUACAUCGUGCAGUGUUUUUAAUUAUGGUGCAUUUGGGAAAAAAAGAUUUCCCCCAUUCUAGUUUUGGUAGGACUCAAACAGUGUGUUUAUAACUCACAUAAUACCCCUAUGAAAAACAAUGUACUUUCCCAUAAAUUUUGGUGGUGUUUUUCCAGGUACAUCAAUUAUAGCUUAUUUAAUGUUUAUGAACAUCUAUAUCUCCUGUGUCCCCUAAAUGGCUAGUCAAUAUUCAAAAACCUACUCCUGUGCUUCGAGGUUGGGAAAAAGAGAACACUAAAUGACAAUUUGAGAAGGAGUUACUGCUUCCAGAUUUUGAUGUGUGUGGAAAAAUAUUGUUGCAAUGAUAAUCUUGCUAAUUACUGAAGAAGUAGCCAAUGAUUCAUUGAAACCAACUAGUAUGGGCUAAUCAAUCUUUUCCCCACAGUAGUCAGUUUUCUAAUCUCUGGCUAUUAUACAUUGCAGAUUUUUUCACAUGCUAUUUAAUUUACAUUGUUCUAUGCUAUUUAAAGUCUCCAAAUAACUUAUUUGUCCUUUCUGGUAGGUUAUCAUAAUACCCCUUCGUAAGAUUCCUGAUAUUAUUCCUGGGCAGCUAUUCUUUAUAUACAGUGCAAAUGACAGGCUUUGUAUGGGUCACCUUUACAGUGCUUCUGAUUGUGGCUUUAGUUCAAGUUGGAUUCUUUAUGAAAUGUACAUCUUCACAUAAGAAAACCUUACAUUAUGCUUUGAUUUUUAGACUAACUACAUUACAUGUGACUAAAGGUUUUAUACACUAUAUGUGCAUUUAUUGAAUAUAAAACAUUUACUCAUUUAUUUUUGGCAAAAGCUGGUUAAGCACAUGUACUUACGAGUUUGUAUUAAAGCUGUAGGUUUGUGUAUUUAUUUAGUGUCUGUAUUAAGAGGACAUUUACUUCUGAUUAUUGCUUUUUGCUCCUUGAGCCAUAUAAUACUGUUUGUGCUUACAUUGUGGUGUCGAUUUGGUCAAAGGUUGGAUACAUAGGAGUCACCUACUUUUAAAAACGAAUUUUAUUUGAUACUUAGUAAUCUUUCACAGUUUUUCAAAUCAAUAUAACCUACUUUCCCUGAAUAAAAUAAAAUGAAGGAGUUAAUUCGACAAAAGGAUGUAAUCUUUAGAAUAGUUGUGUACCCAACAUAAAAGUACCCAAAUAUAUAAGCAACAAUGAACAGACAAGAACAGAAAAAGAGACAGCAAUACAAGAGCAGGGGACUUCAAUUGUGCACCUUCAAUAUGGGACAAGAUAAUCAAUAAGGAAGUACCAGGCUCAAUGAUAUUUAGCAGAUUGACUUACAACGUUCCACCAACAGCAAAAAACACAUUGUUCUCACAUGCACAAGGAACAUUCUCCAAUAUAGAUUUUAUAUUGGGCCACAAACAAGUUUUAAUAAAUUUGAUUGAAAUCGUAUCAGGCAUCUUUUCCUACGACAGUGCCAUGAAAGGAAGUCAGGUACAAGUACAAAACUAGAAAAAUUAUAAACAUGUGAAAAAUAAAGAACGUGCAAUAGCAUUACUCCUAAUAGCCAGGAUCUGGAAAUGACUUGUGUCUCUUGUCAGAUGAGUAGAUAAUAUGGUGGAUAUAUAAAAUAUACGUUGGCUAUAAUUAACAAUACUCUAUUCGCUAUCUGAAAAUUGCUAAAAAAUUCUUAUUAAUUCUUAUAACACACCAAAUUGUAAACUGUGAGGUAAUGGAUGCUAAGUAAACUUACUGUUGUAAAUGUUUUGCAAUAUAUAAAUAUAUAUAUAUGUUUUUUAUAUAUAUAAUAAAUUAUACACUUUUAAACUUAUAUAAUGUCAUGUCAAUAGUAGGUGAAGAAAACUGGGAAAAAGUAAGCAGAUUAUUGAUUAGAUAUGAGGAUAAGAAGAUGAGAGUGGUGACAGCUAAAGAGUGUGAAGUUUCUUAGGAGGUAAUGAGAUGUUCUAGAAUUGACAAUGGUUUGCUUAUACCUACAUGUGACUCAGUUAAAAAGCUAUCAAUUGUACACAUUAAGUGGAUAAAUUGUGUGGCAUGUAAGUUAUACCAAAUAAAGCUGUUUAAAAGGAACCCCAAA